AUGGUCCGCCUCCAUGUUUCCGCAACGGCGUUACUCCUCGCAGCUGGGACCGUUGUCAACGCCAAACCAGUCCUCCACCCUCGUGACUCUCCAAAUAACAUCACCGCGAGAUACGAUGUGGGAUUCGACAACAGUCUUGUUCGAACUCUCAAGACCACCGAUGUCGUUCCUAAGAUUUUGUACCUGGAUAGUGAAGAGUACCGAACGCUCAUCUCCCCGGACAAUGUAACGAAAAUGGAACCUUUCAUUCCGGAGCAAGAACGCAACACAAUCAAUGGCUAUGUGCGGCGAUGGAUCAAUGGCAAAGAUAGCCGGGAGCAGUUCACUUCGAGGGAAUACCCUUGGCGGAAUGUUGGUAGAAUUGGCUGGUCCAACGGUGUGGUUUGCUCUGCAGCACUUGUCGGCCCGAGACAUAUCCUGACGGCAAAGCACUGCGCUCUGAUCGAGAACGCAUCUGCUAGAUUCUCUCCUGGUUACGACAAUGGCGAACCUUUUGGAGCGGGCCAGAUUGUUCAAAUCGCACUCAACGAUGUGAAGGGAGGAUCUUCUUGCGGGACUAAGAACGACUGGGCGGUCAUGGUCCUCGACAACAAACUCGGAAACAAAUUGGGUUGGUUUGGAGUCAAGGUCGCGGAUCCAGGUGUCAGACGUGACUGGCCCGGAUUCUGGUCGAUGGGAUACCCUGGAGACCGCGAUGGCACACAGAGACCUUAUCGCGUGCAAGGCAACCCAAUCCUUUCUUCAAAGCCUUGGGACUGCGAUGGCCUUGGACCCGUCUACACGGACACGGAUGUCAGCGGCGGACAGUCUGGUGGACCCCUUUGGGGCAGAAUCGGAGACAAGCGAUAUAUUUGGGGCACCUUGUCAGUUGGUAUUCAGAGUGGUAGUGAGUCUUGGUCUGGUUGGGCCAGUGGGCAAGAAAUGGUCUCCGCUAUUGAGCGCGUAAGGAGGGACUUUCCCUAG
Ramularia collo-cygni is the source of this 963-nucleotide messenger RNA. RefSeq lists its product as uncharacterized. The record is from RefSeq and is a predicted model, not a curated record. Gene Ontology annotation, biological process: proteolysis. Gene Ontology annotation, molecular function: serine-type endopeptidase activity. The transcript is spliced from 2 exons. The coding region runs from base 1 to 963 and encodes 320 amino acids. NCBI's taxonomy places the organism in Eukaryota, Fungi, Ascomycota, Dothideomycetes, Mycosphaerellales, Mycosphaerellaceae.